Syngnathus acus (greater pipefish) is the source of this 959-nucleotide messenger RNA. Its product is annotated as histidine triad nucleotide-binding protein 3-like. The transcript is spliced from 8 exons. NCBI's taxonomy places the organism in Eukaryota, Metazoa, Chordata, Actinopteri, Syngnathiformes, Syngnathidae. Gene Ontology annotation, molecular function: catalytic activity. The record is from RefSeq and is a predicted model, not a curated record. Bases 369 to 947 code for a protein of 192 amino acids.
AACGACUUUUUUUUUCAUGUACUUUGGGGAACGUUGUCAUUCGAAGCCGGGGUGGGUGUGGCGGCGCACAAGCAGGAAGUGAAAGUUUUUGUUUACAUUUUGACCGUAGAAAAAUGGAAUCGCUGUUUCAGGUUGCGCAGCCACAAACACAAAUGUAUUCGAUACUGUACACAAUUUCCCUUACUAGUGCAAUUGAUUAUGAAGUGGUGCCUUCAGAGAGCAUUUUCAGGAAUUGACGUGUGGAUCAUGAGUUGGUGUGUUUCCGGGACAUAUGGCCUGCUGCCCCGCAUCAUUACCUGGUUGUUCCCGUCGAGCACAUUGUAAACUGCUCAUCGCUGCACACAGGACACGUUGGACUUGUUGAAAAGAUGGCAGAAAUGGGCAGAGCUGUACUACGGGAGCAAGGAUUUGCUCAUAUGGAGGACAUAAGGAUGGGAUUCCAUCACCCUCCGUACACGUCGGUAGAUCACCUCCACCUGCACGUUCUGGCCCCGGCCAGCAUGAUCAAAGAGGUCUUGAUGGUUAAAUUCCGACCGGGAUCCUUGGCCUUUAUCGAGGACGAGGAGCUGCUGUGCUUCCGGGACGUCAAGCCGGGCGCUGGGCAUCAUUAUCUCGUCAUAACCAGAAGGCACAUCUGCAACUGUAAAGCUCUGCGUGCGCAACACAUCCCCACAGUGGAGCGAAUGGCCGAGAUGGGAAAGUGCGCCCUGGAGAAAAACAAAGUGCGCGACCUCAAAGACAUCAGGCUGGGCUUCCACGUACCUCCCUUCUCAUCCGUGCCCCACCUCCACCUGCACGCCUUGGCCCCGGCCAGCAAGAUGAACGAAAGCUCGCAGCGGAGAUACGGGCCGCAGUCGCACUGGUUCAUCUCGCGUCUUGCAGGUCGAGGAAACGCUGUCGCAGCUCAGGACACGAGGCAGAAUCAAAUGAAAUCAUCCGUGGAAUAAACAUAGUCAAGU